This is a messenger RNA of Hydractinia symbiolongicarpus, 1890 nucleotides long. Its product is annotated as 1-acyl-sn-glycerol-3-phosphate acyltransferase delta-like. The transcript has 9 exons. Gene Ontology annotation, molecular function: 1-acylglycerol-3-phosphate O-acyltransferase activity. Gene Ontology annotation, cellular component: endomembrane system. Lineage: Eukaryota; Metazoa; Cnidaria; Hydrozoa; Anthoathecata; Hydractiniidae. The record is from RefSeq and is a predicted model, not a curated record. Bases 38 to 1234 code for a protein of 398 amino acids.
UUUGUUAUAAAUAUUUAAUAGAGUUUUGAUUGUACUUAUGAAUGGAUAUUCAUCUCAAUUUAGUGAACUUCGUAAACUCUUUAAAAUCAAAGAUAAAAAGAAAAGAAUCAACUCCUGUAGAAACCAGGUGACGAUGUUUUCACAAUUGCUCCUCUCAUGGUUUGUUGUGGUAUUUUUUAUUAGUGGCUUGUUGAUUAACUUGGUUCAACUUUGUGUUCUACCGCUAUACUGGAUUCACCGAAAGUUAUACCACGUGCUUAUAUCAAAGUUAUGCUAUUGUUUAUACUCAGAAAUCACAUUCCUGGCUGAAUGGUGGAGCGAAAUAGACUUACAUGUUUAUGGAGCAAAACAUGAUGUCGAAAUGAUGGCUAAAGAAAAUUGGCUGGCAGUUUCGAAUCAUUUGAGCGAUAUAGAUUGGCUAAUUGCAUGGGUGUUUAGUGAAAGGACUGGUAUAUUAGGUGGAACGACUUGUUUUAUAAAAGACUCUGUUAAAUACGUUCCAACGGUUGGGUGGGCGUACUGGUUUGCUGAGUGGGGUUUUUUGAAAAGAGAUUGGAACAAAGAUGAACAACGAAUGAUCAACACUUUGAACACACUGAAGAAUGAUAAGCCAGCCUACUAUAUGAUGUUAUAUUGUGAGGGGACUCGAAGAACUGCUGCUAAAAUACAAGCUAGUCGUGAAUACGCACAACGCAACAACAUCGAGCCGUUAGAACACCAUCUACUGCCACGGACGAAAGGUUUUGCUUUCUCUGUCCAACAGCUUCGUGAUAACGUGCCUGCGGUAUAUGAUGUUGAGAUGGCUUUUCCAGAUGUCGAAUCAGCAACCAUCACAAAUCUUUUAAAACGAUCAAAAAUCGAAGUUCAUUUACACAUCAGACGUAUACCUGCUGCUUCUGUUCCAUGUUCAAGCACAGAAGAAGCUUCGAAUUAUUGUAUGCAAUUGUAUAGAAACAAGGACCAAUUAAUGGAACAGUAUGUUAAAACUGGUAAAUUUCCAGACCGUGAAGUUCAAAUUCGUCGUGGUUACUCCAAUCUUGUCACCUUUGCUAUCCAUAACAUCAUUGUAGCUUUCAUAUUUGUUUAUCUGGCGAAGUUAUAUGGUGUUGUUACUGUUGCUACUAUUGUGUUAUUGUUAGCAAUUAGCGCUUUUAGUCUUUUGGAAUUAUUAAAUCGAGUCACACAAACAGGAAAAGGUAGCAAAUUUGGUUUGAAAACAAAGAAAGCUGAAUGACUGAGACAUGUUCAUAGCUUCUUUUAAGAACGUAGCUACAAAAGACUAGAAUGAACAAGCUAUUUACGACGAAAAUUUUUUAGCUUCUUCAUUUUCUAAAUUCGUGUUUUUCUCCGAUGUGUUUUUAAAAUGAUGUGCAUAUAACCAGUAGCUGUACAUGUCGAUAGUUCCAAAGAUGUAAUUUAUUUACCGUGAGACGAUGAGAGCUUACUCGAUAGAAAGCUCCCAUUUCAAUGAAUUACGGUGUAGAUAUUUCUAAAUUAUUUUUUUUUUGAGUUUAUAACCUUUCUGGCAUUUGACAAUAUUAUUAAUUUGUCAGUUACACUUUUUUCACACAAUCGAGGUUACAUCUUAAAUAAUUCAAAUUUAGUUUUUUUUAUUUGGUUCAAAACAUGUAAAUUCGAUUUUACUGUUCCUGUUUUUCUUUGUUAUUUUUUGGUUAUAUACAUUUUAAGAAUUUAUUUUUACAUUAAAUUUUUAGUUAUUUUUGUAAUUUUAUAUUUUAUAUUACCUUGGAAUACCGAUUUUUUAUUUGAUUUUUAUUCUUUAAAUUUUUUAAUCAGAGGCAGUUGGGAACAACUAAAAAAUUAUGCCCUGUUAUUUUUGUGUUAUUACUUUUAAUGUUUGUGUUCUUUAGAAAAACACAUCCUACAUAA